Messenger RNA from Bipolaris maydis ATCC 48331, 3515 nucleotides. Its product is annotated as ubiquitin carboxyl-terminal hydrolase-domain-containing protein. Lineage: Eukaryota; Fungi; Ascomycota; Dothideomycetes; Pleosporales; Pleosporaceae. Gene Ontology annotation, molecular function: poly(A)-specific ribonuclease activity; protein binding; nucleic acid binding. The record is from RefSeq and is a predicted model, not a curated record. Gene Ontology annotation, biological process: mRNA processing; nuclear-transcribed mRNA poly(A) tail shortening. Gene Ontology annotation, cellular component: PAN complex; P-body.
AUGGAAGCGGACUGGGACGAGCUAGCAAUCGUUCAACUGCCGCCCCCAGGACCCCAUCUCCCUGCCGUGCCUAUAUCCACAUUCGCUUUUGACACAACCCAGGAAUUGCUAUGGACAGGCAACAACCAUGGACGGGUCACGUCCUUUUAUGGACCUCACCUCGAACGAUAUACCUCUUACCGUGGACACGCGCCUCCCGACGGCCCGGUUAAGCAAUUUCUCUUCACUGACAAGGGCAUCCUCUCCGUCUCCCAGCAAAGCGUCCACUACUCCCACCGGCGCGGCCUCACACAUUGGCAUCUGACAAGCCCCGACUUCAAAGAUCUAAGAUGCAUGAACUUUACCUCCAAGGGCACGCGCGAGAUCCUCGUCGCAGGAUGUCAGGAACACAUGUUCAAGGUAGACGUGGACAAGGGCGUCAUUACGGAUACUCUGCCAGCUGAAGCUCAGUAUACAAUCAUGAAGCGCGCCGGCCAGUACCUCUGCGCUGCGACCAAGAAUGGCGGCAUUCACAUUAUCGAUUCCAACUCGCUAUCCGUCAUCAAGGUUUUCGAGGGUCACACCAGCAGCAUCAGUGACAUGGACGCAAAGGGGGAUUUUCUCGCAACAUGUGGCUGGUCGCCUAGGCAGCAAUUCGCCUUUAUGCUCGAUCCCUUUACAAACGUCUUUUCGCUCAAGACGCUGAAGCAACUGCCCCCGAUUCCUUUCCACACGGGCGCAGCCUUUGUCCGGAUGCAUCCUCGCAUGUCGACCACGGCAUUCAUCGCAUCGCAAAACGGCCAGAUGCAGGUUAUCGACCUGAUGAAUCCAGACUCGGCAAAUCUUCGCCAGCUCAAUCUUUAUGAAUCCUAUCUAACUGGCUUUGAGAUGGCCCCCUCGGGCGAGGCUAUUGCACUGGCAGAUUCCAACUCCCACAUCCAUCUAUGGGGUUCCCCGUCCAAGGUUCAUUUUCCAGAAUACAGCAACCCAACAGAGACUGCGGACCAUAAUGUCCCACCGCCCCCAGCCAUGGAUUGGAAUCCAGACACGCCGUUGAAUACUGUGGGUAUGCCCUACUACAAAGAACAGCUUCUCUCGAGCUGGCCUAGUCAUCUGGUAUUCGAAGUCGGCUCCCCUGCCCCCAAGAUUGAUAGCGCAAUCCUCAACAAUAUGACGCGUGCUGAAAUUGGUUUCUUUGCGAAAAAUCCUAAAACCAAGCGUAGGAACCAGGCCGAGGCGACUCGACAUGCGGACAAAGUGAGCGAAUCGUUGUCGGCGCCCAAGUUUUUGAGCGAAAAGACGCGCGCCUCGCAAUCCUUGUCGGAAACCGACUCGAAAUCAUCAGAGACAAUGGAGAAACUGACCGACCUACACCUCGAUGACGUCACCCGACGAGAUGUUCCUGCAAUGUACGGAAACGUGGAGAUCAAAUACAGCAAGUUCGGCGUAGACGACUUUGACUUUGCGUACUAUAAUCAAACGUCUUACUCAGGCUUGGAAACACACAUUACAAACUCCUACGCCAAUUCACUCUUGCAGCUCCUCCGCUUUACACCGUUGAUUCGCAAUCUGGCGCUGCAGCAUACUGCGUCGCCAUGUCUUUUCGAGUCGUGUCUUCUUUGCGAGUUAGGCUUCUUGAUAGACAUGCUCGAAAAAGCAUCAGGGUUAAAUUGUCAAGCUUCCAACUUUUUGAAGACAUUCAGUGGACUCUCAAACGCAGUCUCACUGAAUCUACUCGAAGAAUUCGCCCCAAAUGUAGCACUCACAAACAUGAUUCAGAACUUGAAUCGAUUCUUGCUUGAGAAGAUAUCAGACGAGUUUAGACAAAUGCUGCCCAGCCAGCCCGGCCCAUCGGCCAUGGACCAAGUCUUGGAAACACAGGCCAGGGCAAGCAUGAGGUGUGCCCAAUGCACCAACGAGACCAUUCGUGGAGGUAAGAACUUUGUCAAUGAACUCGUGUAUCCGGCAAAGCACGUCAUGAAGAACACGCGCAUACCACGUCCUACAUUCUCGCAGAUCCUAAAGGCUAGUGUCGAACGACAAGAUCAGACUAGAGGCUGGUGUACAAAAUGCAAUCGCUACCAGCAAAUGAUACAGAGGAAGACUAUACAGUCGGUUCCUGGCGUACUCAUGCUGAAUGCGGCCAUCCAGAGCCACGACGCUAAGCUGUUGUGGUCGAUACCGAAUUGGUUGCCGCAAGAGAUUGGAAUCAUAGUAGAUCAGGGCCAAUUCUUCUGCUUUGAAGGCCAGGACUUGAAGCUGCACCUGCAACGCGGAGUCCAUCAGAUUAUGGUGUACGAGCUCGUUGGUGUGGUUGCCGACAUCAACAGUGGAGAGCACCAAAAGCCACACUUGGUGGCGACCAUCAAUACAGCACCGUCGUCACGGGAAGAUGAUCCAGAAGAUAGAUGGCAUCUCUUCAACGAUUUCUUAGUACGGCCAAUACCAAAGGAAGAGGCUUUGCGGUUCGAACCAAGCUGGAAGCUGCCGUCUGUCUUGACGUUUCAACUCAAGUCUGCUCGUAACAAGAUUGACGACUCGUGGAAAGACACUCUGGACACGUCGAUACUGUACAGAUGGUGGUCAUCAAACCCAACACCUCCAGAGACCAAGUUCAAACUUCUUGAUCACGCGACAGAAGCACCUCGUCCGGGCUAUCCCGUUGCCAUCGAUGCCGAGUUCAUCCGCCUUCAAGCCGAGGAGAUUGAGAUGAAGGCCGAUGGCACAAGACAAACUAUUCGUCCUGACCGCAAAGGGCUUGCUCGCGUUUCUGUUUGUCGUGGUGAAGGCGAGCAUGCAGGCCUUCCCUUUAUUGACGACUACAUCGCCGUGACGGAGCAAGUCGUCGACUAUCUCACCGAAUGGUCCGGCAUUUCCCCGGGUGACCUCAACCGCGAAACCUCACCCUACGCACCGGUGUCACUAAAGCACGCAUACAAGAAACUCUGGCUCCUACUCAACCUCGGCUGCGUCUUCGUCGGCCACUCGCUCGCCAACGACUUCCGCACCAUCAACAUCCACGUCCCGAAGAACCAAGUUGUCGACACAAGCAACCUCUGGUUCAAGCCAGAUUUCAAACGCAAACUCAACCUCAAAUUCCUCGCCUGGUGCGUCCUCAAAGAAAGUAUUCAGGAGAAUACGCACGAUUCGAUUGAAGAUGCGACCACGGCUCUCAAGCUCUGGCGCAAGUGGCAGGAAUUCGAUGACGCGGGUGUCCUGGAGCAGAUCCUUAAUGAUGUUUAUGCCAAAGGUAGUCUUGUGGGAUUUAAGGCUCCGGGGAGUGGCGGGAAGGCCGUGGGUGGUAGGAAUCCGCCUACUACUGGUGGUGGUGGUGGUGGUACUGGUGGUGGUGCUGUGGGUGGUGAGGUGCCUGAGCCGUUGACUACGCCGAAGAAGGGGGGUAGUCAGUUUGGGAGUGUAGGUUUUAGGAGUCCGUUGAGGAGGUAAGCGUGGUUAUGUGUUUUAUUUAAAAGGGGCAGAAAACAUUAUAUCAUUUUCUUAGUAAAUCAGUGUGCUUGAAUUGACUAUCUCCAUGA